AGUUUUACUAAGCUUCUUAUCUUACGCAAAAAUAUUAUUACUUAAGAACUUCGUAAGAUUUAACCUAAGAUAAGAAUGUUCUGUUUUACUAACGUGUUCGUAAGUUUUAUUCGUAACUUUAACUUACGAAACGUUCGCAAGUUUCUGUAAUGGAACUCUCUUAUAACGGAGGUGUGAAUAUUCGUAGUUACGAACGCUGCGCAAGCGCAGAGGGCACUUUCGUUUUCGCGGCUAUUUACAUUUUAUCGUCUGCGAAACUGUAUUCAACAAUGGAGAAAGAGUUGAAACGGAGAAAACCCAACUGGAGUGAGUCGGAGCUAAUGGCUUUAGCAGAGGCCUUAGCUCCGCACUUCCGAGUUUUAAAGGGGAAGUUUUCCGCUUUUAUAACUUCUGAGAGGAAAAAUCAACUGUGGCAGGAUAUCGCUAACCAAGUCAAUGCUGUUGCAAUGGUCAACAGAACAACCGAGGAAAUGAAGAAAAAAUGGGCAGACAUGCAAAGUCUGACAAAGAAAAAGGAAGCAGAGAGGAGAUCAAUGAAACAGACAGGAGGAGGACCAGCCCCAAAUUUCAUGUUCAAAAAUUGGGAAAAUUUGGUUCUACAGUCUUUAUCAGAUGUUGCAAUUGAAGGCAUCAGUGGUGGAGUUGAUACCGCAGAAUGUGAAAGUAGACCAUCCCCAGUGGUACCUGCAGGGAUUAUUAUCCAUGAAGUUCCAGCAUCAGAAAAUUCAGAACUGAGCGAGUCUGCCUCAACCCCAUGUGCAAGAAUGACAAGUAUCAACAACAGCACAUACAAAGACAUGAAUUUUGAGAGCGAGUCUAGUCAAAGUCAAGAAAGGCCAAGAAAACAGACAAGGGUGCAAAGGAAAGAAAAUGAAGUUCCAGUACACAUAUCACAGCUGUUAUCUAUGGAAGAGGAGAAGAUUUCUAAACUGGAGACAUACAGAUCCAGAAAAAUCAAGAUUCUUGAAGAAAUGCUUGAACUACAACGCAGAAGCACCAUUGCAGUUGAAUCCAUAAGCAACUCCAUGCACCAGUCUGGAAAUUCUCAACCAUUGUCUUUGUCGUUAUCUCCUGUAAUUAAAUUCUCUUAAUAUAUGCACUAAAAAACUUAAGGUAGGUUAAUAUCUUCUCCUAAAGAAUAUUUAUAUCAAAGCUUCUAUAUUUAGUAAAGAUUUUAAAUUGUUAAGACAAUGACCCUCAAAAUAGUUCUUCAUAAAAAUCAUUGGGUAAAAUCUUUAUAAAAAUCUUCUUCUCAAGAACUACUAAGCUACAUUCUAAUGUAUGGUAAUUUAAAAUCAUUACAAUAUUCAAAAAAUGUUUCAUAUUACUACUGUAUGUGAACUAUGGGCCUCUUGUUGAAAUGUUCAUGAUAUUAUUUAUAGGGAAAACUGUAGUUACAUAUCUUAAUGCUAAUAAAAAAGAAUUGCUGGUACAUUUAUUAAUUUGUAAGACUUUGUAUUUUUGUGGAGUCCUGAUGAAAGUCUCUGAUGAUAAAUUGUUAAAAAUGGAGAGAAAAUUGUUGAUUACAGGAUCCAAUAUAAUGGUUUUUCAGAUUAGAAACUGCUUGUUAUAUGUUGAUUGUUUUGUGAACUGGUAACUAUUAUAUCAAAAUGCUAGUACAUGUAGUAGUUUUUUUAUAUUGAUAUAUAUUGUCCAUGUACAAUUAUUUAACUUCUGUCAUCAUAAUAAAGUAACAUUUAAAGCAAUGUGA
Magallana angulata is the source of this 1711-nucleotide messenger RNA. RefSeq lists its product as uncharacterized. The record is from RefSeq and is a predicted model, not a curated record. The transcript has 7 exons. Lineage: Eukaryota; Metazoa; Mollusca; Bivalvia; Ostreida; Ostreidae. The coding region runs from base 150 to 1091 and encodes 313 amino acids. Gene Ontology annotation, cellular component: nucleus.